Messenger RNA from Chaetura pelagica (chimney swift), 1842 nucleotides. It is a transcript of the gene ENG, whose product is annotated as endoglin. NCBI's taxonomy places the organism in Eukaryota, Metazoa, Chordata, Aves, Apodiformes, Apodidae. The record is from RefSeq and is a predicted model, not a curated record. Gene Ontology annotation, biological process: vasculogenesis.
UGCGUCAGCAGCAGCUCCCUGGGCACCAGCCACGAAGUCCAUGUCCUCAGCGUUCAGUGGUCCAAGGCUCCUGCCCUCCCGCUGAAGGUGUCGGUCGUGCCACAAGCUGUUGGCUGCACCCGGCCAGCAGUGCUCGUCCUCCUGUGUGCCCACUGCUCGGCCACCAUCACCUCCCCGUGCCCAGACCUGCUGGUCCGCACCGUAAGUGCUGCAGCACAACCACCCCAGGAGAUUGGUCCUCCAUCCCUGGAGAUGAAGCUCGUCACGGAGCAGCUGCUGGCCUGGGCCCAGAGCACCUACGGGGGCAUCACGUCCUACAGCGAACUGCGGGACCCCCGCCGGGUGCAGCUGCGCCUGGGAGAAGACACUGGCAGCCCCCCAGACUGUGUCCCCCAGGAGCACUUUGAUGCUGCCCCGCACCUCGAGACCGAGGUCUUCUUCCAUGGGAUGAAGGGCUGCUCACGUGGGGAUGCCCAGAGCACCAGGGCUGCCCACAUCAUCCAGCUGCAGCAUGAGCCCAGGUCCCCUCUCACAGAGGUGAACCUGUCCCUGAGCUGUCCUGAGAGAGUGGAGAGCAACCAGAUCCUCAUCCUGCAGAGUCGGACCAACCUCACCUGGUCCCUCUCCGUCAACAACUGCCACAUCCAGUUCCUGGUCUCUGGGAACUACAAGAUCACUCCCAUCUCCUCUCGGCUGCUCCCUGGGGAGCUCCUGCCCGACACGGAGCAGGGCCUGGUGGCCAAAGCCUUCGAGAAGAACUACAGUGUCAUUGCCUCCUACUCCACCAUCCCCACCAGUGCCCACAUCAGCCUGGAGAUCCAGGAGCAUGAGGUGGUCAGGAAGGCGCCCACGACGUCGACUCUCCCAGCCCCCAGCACUGACUCUCUGCCCAAUGUGCUGCUGCUCAUGCUCCAGCCCUGGAAGUGCACGGAUGAAACCAUGGAGAUUGUCAUUGCCAGGUCCCACCUGGAGCCCAUCAAGGAUGUGGUGAACAUGACCCUGAGGGACAUCAGCUGCCAGGCAGAGAAAAAUGCCACUCACUUCAUGCUGAAAACCCCCCUCAGCCACUGCGGCACCUCGCUGGAGGGCAGGGGCCACGCCAACAAUGAGCUCAUCCUCAACCUGGCCAACGGCACAGUGCUCCGCAGCGUGCGGGUGGCCUUCCAGUGCAAGAUCCCACGGGAGCUCUUCCUGCGCCUCUUCCCCUCCGCUGCCUUUGAGGUGCCACAGACGGAGCUGGAGGUCAACAAGGAGGCCUUUGUCCAGGCGUCCAUGCGCUGGGAGGACCAUCCAGCCGACCUGCAGCUGAAGGAGUGCUGGCUGGCGGUGCCGGGCAGGGAGCCAGAGCUGCUGGUGCAGGGUGGGGAGGCACAGGGGGCAGGGGUGGCUGUCAUGGAGGGUCCCCCUGGCACCCGCGGCAGGAAGGUCUGGCGCUUCCGCUUCACCUACACUGUCCCCGAGGGCGGACGCGUCCCCUUCUCCGCCACCCUCAAGUGCAGGGCUGGCUUGCAGAACAACACCAUCUUUGAGAAGGUCCUGGAGGUGACAGUGAAGGACGGCUGGCGGCCACCUAACGGCCGGGGGCUGGGUCUGGCUGGUGGUCCGGGGAACACCUUCCGCCGGGCGCUGCUCACUGCCGGGCUCUGGUACAUCUACUCCCACACCCCCGGUUUCCAGCACGGCGCCGGCCUCCGAGAGCAGCAGCACCCACCACAGCAUCGGCAGCAGCACCCAGAGCACCCCCUGCUCCACCAGCAGCAUGGCCUGACCCCCCCCGGGUCCCCCCCCGAGCCCACCCAGCUCCUGGCUGCCGGACUUGGGGACCUAUCCUGGCCCCAUUAA